UCCAGUGGUAGACACCGUUUUUACACAAUGUUCCCUAUGGGUUUGGGACUAUUCUGUAUGUUAUUAACUUUAAAAUUGCACGCGUCAAUCACAAUUUCAGACGAUGAUUACAAAUUGCUCCCUCAAUUGUACGAUAUGGACGACUAUAUUGGAUGUAACAGAGAAAGUAACGAAUAUUGCAAAAUUAAACUGGUUCUAGCGCCGACUGACAGAAAUAACAAACUGUGGCAGGUCAUUGAGGGCGCUAAAAAAGAAAAGCGGUAUAUAAAACGGGAUGUCAUAUAUCGUGCCAAAUGCAUUCCCAAGGAGUACUUUUCUGACCAAGAAAGGCUAGCGGCACAUAUCACGGAACUAGAGAACAGACAUCUGCAAAAUAUAUCUUUUCGCACCAGUGUAAAGAAUAUCAAAUGCAAAGAGAACAUGCAGGGGCUGCCAUUAAAAGCUUAUUUCACCUUGUUGUUACUUGCGGGUUACUCAGCACUUGUAAUUUUCGCAACAGUGGUUGAUAUGUUAUCAAGAAGGAACAACCAGGGAGGGGAUUUGCCAAAACAAAAAUUCGUCACAGUUCUGUCAGUCCUCAGCAAUUGGGAAUCCCUAAGAAAACCAAUAAGGAAUGCGGACUAUAACAAGCUGAAGUGUUUUCAAGGUUUCAGGAUAUUCAUCAUCUCUAUUGUGGUGGCUCAUCACAGUAUAGGGGCAGCUUUUACCGUUUAUCAGACGAACACUAGGUUAUUGGAGGACUUUACACUCAGCUGGUUUAGAAGAUUGUUGAUAAAUUUUGGAAUCCACGUGAUCCAGUCAAAUUUUUUAAUGUCUGGCUGGUUUCACACCAUCCAGGUGUACAACGCGGUAGAGAGGUCUGACAACAAAAAGUUGUCUUUGAAAGUGAUAGCAGAAGCUUUGACCUCCAGGUAUUUAAGAUUUGUACUUCCUCUUAUAUUUUAUAUUGGACUAACUUAUAUGACAUAUACGUUUUUUGAUGGACCGCAGGCAGAUAUGUUACAGUGCGAUAAAGAAGCUUGUCAGACGCAUUGGUGGGCAAAUUUGUUGUUAAUUAAUAAUUUUUUUUACGUUAAGGAUAUGUGUAACUUAUCGUCUUGGCACAUGGCUUGCGAUUUUCAAGCGUACGCAGCGUGCAUGGCACUCUUUUACUUGAUGUACAAAUUGAACUUUGGAUUAAAACUUUUUGGAGCAGUGUUGCUGUGUGUUGUAGGGGUUAAUGCAUACAUUAUGUAUAAUGUCUACACGGUACAUAACCUAGAAACGGUAGUUACUUUUCCAAUAAGAGCUGAAUUUCUUGAAAUGGAGAAGGUUUUCAAGAACGACUAUGUUUACUAUUUCCACACUUCAUUUUUUCUAAAUUUUAGUAGUUAUCUCGUAGGUAUACUCUUUGGAGCUGUAUAUCGCAGAUAUAAGAAUACGAGGAUAGAAGUGACCAAGGUCAAAACAGUCAUAUGGGCCGUGGGAUUUUAUGGCCUUUCAGCUUUAGUCUUAGCUUUGUCCCUUUACGAGUACCCACUUCUGCUUUCGGCGAUCAUUGGGUCCUUGCUAAAGCCUUUGUUUUCUGUGGGGAUAGGAAUUGGCAUAUUAGGAAUGUCCCAUAAUAUAGGCGGAUUUGUGAAGAGUCUGUGUGAAGCCAGCCCUCUAGAAUUUAUGUCAAGAUGGAUCUUCUCGAUUUAUAUAUUUCAUCUUCUAAUUGUGUAUUACAAAACAACCACGUGGACCUCUAUGCUGGAAAUGUCCUAUUUCUUUUUAAUCAAAAUUUCAUUAUUCAAUAUUGUUCAAGCAAUUGUUCUGGGACUGAUCCUGCACUUGGUUAUCGAGAGGCCCCUGUUAAAGAUUAUUUAUAUGAUAAUGGGUAAAUGGGGAUCCAAACAGAAAACAAAAUAAAAUAUUUCCUAGAA
Molecule: messenger RNA, 1904 nt
Organism: Anoplophora glabripennis (Asian longhorned beetle)
Lineage: Eukaryota; Metazoa; Arthropoda; Insecta; Coleoptera; Cerambycidae
Product: O-acyltransferase like protein-like
Exons: 12
Coding region: 28-1890 (620 amino acids)
Molecular function (GO): acyltransferase activity, transferring groups other than amino-acyl groups
Source: RefSeq, a predicted model, not a curated record